This is a messenger RNA of Rotaria sordida, 3408 nucleotides long. NCBI's taxonomy places the organism in Eukaryota, Metazoa, Rotifera, Eurotatoria, Philodinida, Philodinidae. The record is from the annotation of a GenBank genome assembly.
AUGGAAUGUUCUCGAUGUAAGCAUGAAAUUUCAAUCGAAGAAUAUGUUUCGAUUUUAAAAAAACAUACAGAUAUUAAUUUACCAUUAACAUUUUCGCCUUUUUUUGUUUUAAAAAAUCAUGAAGCAUUUCAUGCUAGAAUUUUAUCUUUGAUAAAUAAGGAAAAAGAUUUAAUUUUUUUCGAUAAAGAUCAUCAUGAAAAAAAUAAAAUGAAUCGACCAGUUCUAAUUCAAUCAUUAACUUUUAAUUAUGAUAAUAAUAAAGAUCAUUUUGAUGAUAGUUAUCGACAAAAUAUUUAUUUAAUUGAAAUGAAAAUGAAUCAUGUUUAUGAAGAUCAGCAAUUAUCAUUAUGGAUUGUAACACGACCUGAAUCAACAAAUAUGAUUGAUGGAACAAUAUAUAUGGCUGUUCGUGAUAAAUUUGAUUUUCAUAUUCGUCUCGUAAUUAGCAAUUGGUCUUAUAUUAUUCCAACGAAUGAAUUUAAAUCAACAGAAAAAUUGUCUCAUAUUUUUGAUGAACUUUUACCUGUUGAUAGUAUGAUUAAAUUAUGUGAUCCACUUUUAACAACAUGUAAUAUCGAUGGUCAACCUACACUUCGUUGUGAUGCACCAAAUACUGAAUUAAUUUUAUCUGAACGACAAAAAAAAUGUUUUGUUCUUGAUAAACUUGAUGAAUUACGUGAUCGUGGUAAUCAAGCAUAUAUUCGUGGUGAUAUUCAAAUAGCUAUUGAUUAUUAUACAUUUGCUAUUAAUCGAAUUAUUGCUAUGGCUGGAAUGGUUAUGUCGAAUAAUAAUGAUUUUGAAAUGAAUUUAUUUCGAAAUGCUUUUCAACGUGAUCUAGCUCGAUUACAUUCAAAUCGUUCAGCAUGUUAUUUACGAGAACAUCUUUAUCCUGGUGCAAAUCUUGAUUCACUUGUUGUAGUAACUGGUCGAUUUUUGAAUCAAACUUAUGAUGAAUUUUUUUUAAAAUGUCUUUAUCGUCUUAUAUGUGCUAAUAUUGGAUUACAAGAAUUUACAUAUGUAUUUGAUGAACUUUUUAAUCUUUCUCAAAAUUCUUCAAUUAAUUUUAAUUUACGUUUAAAACAUACAAUAGAUUUUAAGCAAAUUCAAACAGCUUUACCACGUUUAAAACAUGAAUAUCAACAUGGAGAAUAUGAUUUAAAACAAAUGUUUAAUAAUGAAUCUCUGGAUCAAAUAACUUUUUUUGAUAGUCAUAUGUUUCAUUCUAAUUUUUACAAUGAUUCAUGUAUAAAAAAACGAAAUCAAAAUUUAUAUGCAAAAUGUUGUAUUCCAUCUGGUACUUUACUUCUUGUUCAACAUGCUUUUACUUUUGUUAAAUCAGGUAUUAAUGAUGAACGACGAUUAUUAAAUGGAAUUGAAAAACAUUUAAUUAUGGCAUCAAAUGCUUGGGAAUUUGAUUUAAUUCGUAUUAUACCAUGUAUUAAUGAAUGGUUUAAAAAUGAAACCAAUGCUGAUGAAAAUGAUUAUGAAACUUAUCCAAAAGCAAUACCAUGGUAUUUACUUGUUAAAACUCAAAAACAAAAUCCUUUUCGAUCAAAAUCAUUAGUUGGUUGGUGGCCUCAAGCAUCUCUUUUCAAAGUAGCACUGGAUUCAAAACAACAAGCUAAUUGUCUUUGGCUUAUUUGUGGUAAAGCAAUUUUCAUAUUCAAUUUUAUGCCAAUACAUAAAAAUGAGGAAUUCAUUAUUGCACAUAAUAAUAAAAUAAAUUCAUUUCUCAAAGAAAAUCAAAAACAAUUUACAUUUUUACUUGGUAAAAAAAAUCAGACUAUGAGUUUUGAGAAGUUUCGUCGUACUGGUGAAUUAUCCGAUAUUACAGUGAUCGUAGAUAAAACUGAAUUUAAUCUACAUACAUUUCCAUUAAUUACAAAAAGUGAUUACUUUAAAAAAGCUAUAGAAUCAUCAGCAAAAUCUGUCCCGUAUGUUAUUCAACUAGACGAAAACUUUCCAGGUGGCGCUCAAGUUUUUGAUCAAUUAGCGGAUUAUUUUUAUUCAAUACCAAUAACUAUUGAUCAUAAAAAUAUUAUUCCUCUUCGUUCAGCAGCAUGUUUUAUUGAAUGUGAUGCAUUAGGUACAUUACUUGAUGAACGUUUUGAUAAAAUUCUUUUAAUUGCACGAGCAAAAUAUGAUUUUGGUAUUCCAUUAAUAUUACUUGAACAAUGUAUUGGUGAAUAUCAACAAUGGGCUAAACAAACACAUAUUGUUGAUAAAUGUCUUGAAUCUAUUAUUCAAUCAGUAGCUCGUGGUGUUGGUUUACAAUUAAAUAAAUCUGAUCGUGAAAUAAUUAAUCGUUUACCACUUGAAUGGAUUAUUGAAUUAAUUAAAUUAUGUCCAACAGAAAAUAAAUUUGCUAUUCUUCCCAUUGCUCAACAUUAUGUUUCAGUACAUGUACUUGAUCAAAAUCAAUUUUAUACUUCUACUUCAUCAUCAACAUGUAAUGGACAUGAACAUAAAAAUGGUUUUAUACCUACUACAAAAAAAGACGAUAUACCAAUAGCAACUUACGAUGAACAACGAAACAUACUUGAUCAAGUUGUUAAAACAUUGGGAAGUACAGUUGAACGAUUACCAGUUGUAUGGCUUAAUGCUGCUUAUGAGAGAGCAGUUGAAUUAAGAUGUGAAUGUGAAUCAAUAUUAUCAUCUCAUACAACACAAGCUAUGCUUAAUUCAAAUGAUCUUGAUAAAAAUAUGGAAAAUAUUCCUGAUGAUAUUAUGACAAGUUUAUUAGAGCGUGUUAGUAAAUAUAAAGAACAACAUAUUACAGAUCCACAAUUAUUAUCAAAAUUAUCUGCAUUAAUCGAUUCAUAUGUUGAACAACUUCGUCAACGAGGUACACUUACAAGUGAACAAUUUGUUAAAUUAGCUUCAUGUAUACCAAAAGAACAACGAAAUUCAUAUGAUAGUCUUUUACUUGCACUCGAUGAUAUUCUUAAAAAUGAAAAUUCGACAAAAUUAAGUAGUAAUGAACGAGAAGAACUAUUGAGUCAAAUUGAUUUUGCACGUGUUAAUGAAGAAACAAUUGCUGCAUGUAAAAGUAAUAAACUUAUUCCACAACAAUUAAUUACUGAAGCUGCUUUGGCUCUUUGUGCUAAAUUAAAAAAUCAAUUAGACGAAACUCGAACUCGUUUACGUUUAGCUGAAAAUGAAUUGAUAAAAUAUCGACCGACAUAUACUGGUUCUAAUCAUCGAACGCGUUAUUAUGAUUCACCAUUGUCUAUGCCAACUCGUCCUCGUUCUAAAUAUAUAAAUAAUUAUGAUUUAUCAAGAAGUAGUUCAAUCUAUAAUUACUCAAAAUAUGACACUGAUAGUGAUUUGGAUGGCAUUUUACCAUCGAGAUAUCUUUUAGCAGCUUUAAAUGGUCGAUAUGAUACUCAUUCUACUUAUCGUCACUAA